CAAACGUACAAAUUAUCGAGUUUCUAACAAAGAUAAAGACGGCUCUGCGUCUCCUCGUCUUUGCCAACCGUAAUUUUAGCCAAAUAAUAAAGUCCGGAAAGGUGAAAAGUGCAGGACCUGAUCCGCUCAUACUGCCACCCACCGUGGACGCCAUCAGAACAGCCUUGCACCCACAGCGAAGGCCGUGUGCUCACGAGUGCGAGCGAGAGGGCAGCAGGCGACGGCUACAGAGGCGAGCGGAUCAUUUUCGCAAGUGUUGUGAUAGAAAAAAGUGAAAGAAACUGCGAUAGUGAGCUCAAACCACCCCGGCCAGACAUGUCUUCAACCCCAGCAGCGGGCAGUGCCACCGAGGUGGCCACAUCCAGUGCCACCUCGAAUGUUCCCAGCGCGCCCAGCACGACGGUCACCAAUGUGAGCAAUCCCAGCCAGCCCGCGUCCGCCGGAACGCCACAGGCACGUGGCGGCAGGGGCAGCAACGCCAACGGUGGAGCCUCCGGCAGCAAUGCCGCCGGCGGCGAUGAGCCGCGCAAGGACACCAAGCCAACGCCCAGGAUAUCCAAGGCCCUGGGCACCUCGGCCAAGCGCAUCCAGAAGGAGCUGGCGGAGAUCACACUGGACCCACCGCCCAACUGCAGUGCCGGGCCCAAGGGCGACAACCUGUACGAGUGGGUAUCCACCAUAUUGGGACCACCCGGGUCCGUCUACGAGGGCGGCGUCUUCUUCCUCGACAUACACUUCUCGCCGGAAUACCCCUUCAAGCCGCCCAAAGUCACGUUCCGCACGCGCAUCUAUCACUGCAACAUCAACAGCCAGGGCGUCAUCUGCCUGGACAUACUCAAGGACAACUGGUCGCCGGCGCUGACCAUAUCAAAGGUCUUGCUGUCAAUUUGCUCCCUGCUCACAGACUGUAAUCCAGCCGAUCCGCUGGUGGGAAGCAUUGCCACGCAAUAUUUGCAGAAUCGCGAGGAACAUGAUCGAAUUGCGCGUCUUUGGACAAAACGGUACGCAACAUGAUGCGUAAAUUCUGGCAUCGUACAUGUACCACAAACCGAAAACUGCAACAACAGAAACGAAAAUUCGCAUCUUGCAAAGGAGAAAGUCUAUUUUAUAAAUAUAUAUUAAAAUACGAUAACUAAUAAAUUAACAGUAAUACCUACCAUAACAUGUACACGUAGCAUGAACAGCAAACGCCAACAGCCAGUCGAUCCAAUUCUAUAGCCUAUAUUUAUGUCGAGUUAAUACAACAGUUGUAAAAAAUUUGGAGAUUUCUUGAGUUGUAUUUUUCGGAAACAAGUUUUGUUUUUAGAUCGCUUAGCAACCGAAAACAUUGGGAGAAACACAUUCGAUUUAAAAUUGCAUCAUAAAUUGCACAUUGACAUAUUGAACUAUGAACUAUUCAACUGCAUAAAUAAAUAUAAAUACAAUUAGUUUACAUUAUAUGUGUACAGUGUUAAGUGAAAAUGGAGCUAAACGAGUAACGAGAAAAGCCUAUUUUAAUGCGUAAUAUAUAUAAUACAUAAAUGCAACCAAUGUCAGGGCAGUAAACUUCGUAAACGAUGAUUUUCAUUCAAAAACUGGCCACAUCAGGAAAAAUUCUCAUCAACAAAAGACUUAAUGUGCAGUGGUAAACGAAAAACGAAAAAAAUCGAUGUACACAAAACUUAAGACAACCUAUUCCAAAUUCCAAAUCGAAAUUAAAUAAAUUUGUGUUAUUUAUAUAUAAAAUCGGAUUCGGUUUAAAUUUUUAAUGUGAUAUUUUUAAGCGUUUUAAAUUUGUUUUUUGGCCAAAUACUUUCAGUAGCAAUUGAAUUAUAUUGAUUUUAGACUUGAAAAUGGAAAAUUGAAAAGCACCAUUACAGCGAAAUUUGUUAUUUUAAACAAAGGCAAUGAAGAGAAUAAAGCUAAUAUAUAAAGGAAAAACAAAGCAAAGAUAUAAAGAAAAAACCAACUUCCUACUAUUUUGUAGUUUUAAUGACUAAACAGUCAGUGUCACAUCAAUGAAAAAACUGAGGAAAACAAGAUUUCAUAAAUGAUAAUUGUAAGUUUUUUUCGUAACCAAAACAAAAACUGAAAUCGAGGAUGGAAACGAACUUAAAUAAAAAAAUAUUGCAAAAUUAUCUGUGCGGCUCUUUAAUUAGCUCACCGAUUCGGGUUCCUCACGAUCCUUGCCAAAAAUGAAUGUCAAGUAGUUACUUUAAGUUUUAAUUUUAUUUGAUACAUCUUUGUUUAUAUAAAAUAUGUUUCUCAUUACACUAUAAUCAUAAAUAUAUGGAACAACUCAAA
This is a messenger RNA of Drosophila elegans, 2283 nucleotides long. It is a transcript of the gene Ubc2, whose product is annotated as ubiquitin-conjugating enzyme E2-24 kDa. Gene Ontology annotation, molecular function: ubiquitin conjugating enzyme activity. The record is from RefSeq and is a predicted model, not a curated record. The transcript has 4 exons. The coding region runs from base 316 to 1014 and encodes 232 amino acids. Gene Ontology annotation, cellular component: nucleus. Gene Ontology annotation, biological process: protein polyubiquitination. NCBI's taxonomy places the organism in Eukaryota, Metazoa, Arthropoda, Insecta, Diptera, Drosophilidae.